AUGGGCCGGAUAUCGUCAAAGAACUACAUCAGGCUUCAUGCCUUGUUCCAGGUUGCGCUGGCGAUUUACCUGACGACCUCGCGCGAGACGGUCAGCGGCGCGGAGCUGGUGUAUAAAGUCCGGAAUGACAUGAGGAUUGAUAACAUACAGCCGUUCAGUCUCCCGCGCUCCCCGUUCGCAUACUGCGGCAUCUUGCUUCUGUCAUUCGCCCUGUUCGACCUGACGCUGGCCAUCAAGCUGCCCAUGCUGAACCAUAUCCUGGCCGUAGCGGAGUUCAUCCAUCGCCAACAGCUACAGCAGCAGCAGGAACGUCAGCAGCGAGAGUCUCUCUUUCGGUCUCAGACGUCAUCGCCCGCUCCGUCGACUUCGAGGUCGAGGUCGUCGUAUGCCCGGCCAGCGUCAACCCGUACACCAUCUUCCUCAUCCACAGCCUCAUCGGCAUCGGACACGUCCACGUCCUCCGAGCUCAACGAUGCAGCCCUAAAGAUAACCGCCGAAUUCUCCUCCCUCUAUCGCCAGCUGUGCAUUCUCCUCAUCACCCUGCGGUCAUGGAUCUUCAUGGUUGUAUCGUUGCGGAUAUAUCUAUCCCCUGAAACGGAAUGGGGUGCUACAUCAAUGGCUGCAUCGGCCACCUCGACAGUAAUGGGUGUGCCAGGAACGAGCACGGUUGGCGCAGGCAGCGUUGCGACCCCCUUUCGUAACGCCGCGGGCAAGACGAUACUAUGGUUUGACGAGGCCAUGCUCAGCGGAUCCGGACUUAGCACUGCAGCUGCUGCGUCCGGCUCCGGUUCUGGAGUUAACGUGGACGAUCUGAAGAGGAAAAUCGUGUUGGGCUACGGGGUGCUGGAACUGAUGUUUUCAUGCUGGAUUUUGUUUGCGCUUCGUGAGGAGAAGAAACGAGCCGAGCGCCAUCUUCGUUCUUUCGGCGUGGGCUUGGGCGCUGAUAUGGUUGCUGCUUUGCGAUGA
Molecule: messenger RNA, 966 nt
Organism: Arthroderma uncinatum
Lineage: Eukaryota; Fungi; Ascomycota; Eurotiomycetes; Onygenales; Arthrodermataceae
Exons: 3
Coding region: 1-966 (321 amino acids)
Source: RefSeq, a predicted model, not a curated record